UAAAUUAAACUGGCAACAAAUUUAAGUAAUUGUUGUUUUGGCAGAUGGAACCUUUAAAAAGUGCAAGAAAAGUUGACUUACAGGACUCCGGCAGUGACCUGUCAGAGCAGAUUAAAGCUGCUACUCAGGAAACACAUGUGAGAGCGGAGAACACAGACCUUAUGACCAGUUUCCAGAAAGGACAAAUCACUCGGACACAAUACAAGGUUCUACUGUGUUCUCUGUAUGAGAUCUACACAGCACUGGAGGAGGCUUUGGACAGAAACUCUUCUCAUCCGGCCGUGGCUCCGAUCUACUUUCCUCAGGAGCUGGACCGUACUGAGGCUUUGGAAAGGGACCUGGAGUUCUUCUUGGGCUCACAGUGGAGGAGUAAGGUCAUUGUCCCAGCCGCUACACACCGAUACGCCCAGAGGCUACGAGAGAUUGGUAAGGUGAAGCCAGAGCUUUUGGUGGCCCACGCCUACACUCGAUACCUGGGAGACCUUUCAGGUGGUCAGGUCCUGGGGAAACUCGCACAAAAGGCCAUGGAGCUGGAGGGCAAAGAUGGCCUCGCUUUCUUUUCCUUCCCUGGAGUGAGCAGUGCUAACCGCUUCAAACAGCUGUACCGGAGCAGAAUGAACAGUAUCGAGCUGUCGGAGGAGCAGAGAAGAGAGGUCCUACAGGAGGCUGUGGAUGCCUUUAAUUUUAACAUCCAGGUUUUCGAUGACUUACAGAAAAUGCUGAGUGUGACAUCUGAAUCUGCAGAGAAGCCCAAAGGAACAUCUCGGAGCACUCCUUUCCCCCCUCCUUCCUCUGUGCAGCUCACUGUGGGGCUGUGUGUGGGGCUACUCACUGUAGGCAUUGGACUGUACAACUUUUAAAUUAACAACCAGCAU
Messenger RNA from Periophthalmus magnuspinnatus, 875 nucleotides. RefSeq names its product heme oxygenase 1a (gene hmox1a). The transcript has 5 exons. Gene Ontology annotation, biological process: heme oxidation; heme catabolic process; response to oxidative stress. Lineage: Eukaryota; Metazoa; Chordata; Actinopteri; Gobiiformes; Gobiidae. Gene Ontology annotation, molecular function: heme oxygenase (decyclizing) activity; heme binding. Bases 45 to 860 code for a protein of 271 amino acids. The record is from RefSeq and is a predicted model, not a curated record.